Oryzias latipes (Japanese medaka) is the source of this 975-nucleotide messenger RNA. It is a transcript of the gene dynll2b, whose product is annotated as dynein, light chain, LC8-type 2b. The record is from RefSeq and is a predicted model, not a curated record. Gene Ontology annotation, cellular component: cytoplasmic dynein complex. Gene Ontology annotation, biological process: microtubule-based process. NCBI's taxonomy places the organism in Eukaryota, Metazoa, Chordata, Actinopteri, Beloniformes, Adrianichthyidae. Gene Ontology annotation, molecular function: dynein intermediate chain binding.
AAUCACAGAGCAGGACCAAGAUGGAGGGAGGAGCCAACACACCAUGCGUCCUUCCAUAAAUGAAAGAAAAUCAGUGCGGCGUCCCGAAACGUUCAUCUGAAAUUACUGCAGGCUCGUAGAGAUUUAGUCAAAAGCUCAUCAUGUCAGACAAGAAGGCGGUGAUCAAAAAUGCAGACAUGUCUGAUGAAAUGCAGCAGGAUGCAGUGGACUGUGCCAUGCAAGCCAUGGAGAAGUACAAUAUCGAGAAAGAUAUUGCUGCAUAUGUCAAGAAGGAAUUUGACAAGAAAUACAACCCGACAUGGCACUGCAUUGUUGGGAGGAACUUUGGUAGCUAUGUGACCCACGAGACGAAGCAUUUCAUCUACUUCUACUUGGGUCAAGUGGCUAUUCUGCUGUUUAAGUCCGGCUGAGAUGUAAACCAGCAGCACACUGUACGCCAGCCUCCGCCUUUCUGCAGACAUACUAUGUAGUGUUUCCCUGCCAACUCUGUUAUUUCAUGAUGGUAGUGUUGCACUUAGGGGGUAAAAUAGUCUGGACUGGUGAUCUAUCAUUUGGAAGAUGUGGAGCUCUCUGGUGGCUAAACUCCCACUGGAUUUAUUUAUGACUCGUAUGUCUGAAUGUUUGCCGUGUGCUGAUGCACCGAGCCAUCUAGUUCAUUUACAUCUAGUGAUGAGUUAUUUUAAUUGCAUUAGGAUGAGCAACAGAGUUUAUGUUAAAAUGCCUUUAAUUUCCCAGUAGCAACCAAACUAGAUGCCAAAAACUGUUGUGUGGUCCCUUAAUAAAGGUUAUGCUACAGAAAACAUUGAUGGGAGAAUGCGUUAACAUUCCUGUGUACAAUGAUUAUUGGUAAAUAUGUUAUGUGUUACUGCUGCUUAUUAUGGAAUGUAGCUGCUGUCUUGUUUUGGAAUAUUUUCAAUCUACAGCUCAAAUCUGAAGCACAACUUGGAGACAUUAAAAUUGAUGAAAUUGCUAAAA